UAGGAAUUUUACAUUCUUUUAAAUGUAUUAAAUUAUCGCCAUUCAAUUUUGAAAAGAAACACUGAGGCAACUAGCAAAUAGAACAAGAAAUAAUUUUUUAAAAAAAUAGCCGGGAGACUAUUAGACGAUUACACCUAUACAAAUACGAAAUAUAUUCUAAACCGUAGAAAAUCGUGAAUUUCCGAUUUAUUAUUAAAAUUGAUUUUACAACAACUUGGCCAGAUGGCUGCCAAAGAAAUAGAUAACUGUUGUUCUGUGGUAAUUAGAAUACCUUCAAAAUUACUGCUAAUCUAUAAAUACCGCUUAAAAUUACUUAUCUUCAUCCACAUACUUUACAUAGUAUCAACGUGUUUUCACAAAGUUGUUCACAUUUUUCGUGGUGCUUUUCAAUCACAGUAUAACAAUAUCACACGAUUGAAAAUAACAUUGAAAAUGUUUAGAUUUAGAUCCAGGGUUUAUUGACAACAACAAAAAUAGAUGCACUCUGUUCAAACAAAUGGAGACGUUCCAGUUGGAAAUAACCUUUCUCUUGAAUUCCAAAUUUCAAAAUAUUCUCGCUUGCAUUGAAAUUGAUCAUUUUUAACUGGUUAAUUUGCAUAAGUAAACUUAAUUAAGAAUUAGUAUUAAAGAACAAUGUGUCGGUUCAUUAAAUCUACGUGUAGUUCGUGUGAUGAUGCGUUGACUCAUUUGUUUUUCACUUCAAGUGGUAUGACUUAUAAACAUUUAUUGAAAGUCUUGUGAGUACUCCUCUGUGGAUAGUGAAAAUAAUUGUGAUUUUUUUCCACCCAAGAAAAUAAUUGUGAUUUUUUUUUUUGUUGCACACCCAAGCUGUGACUAAUACACAUACCGAAAAAUGAAAUGAUUAGAUGUCAACAGAUAAGAUGUGAUUAUCUAGGAUAAUCGGUGAAGUUCGUUUGAUUCCGUUUUGAAAGUAUCGUUUCUAGUCAAAAUACCGGCUAAACACAAAAUGACGGCAUUACCAACAUCAUUGCGACGCACGCUGCUCGCUCUAUUGGGCUUCACAGUAACGAUCUUCAUAAUGGUGUUCUAUUGGAAUCAGAAUCCACCACGACCAGCAGCGCUAAUGAAUUCGAUUUUCACGAAAGUUGAUGUGCCAACACCGCUGGAAAAGGCUUGGUCUUACAAAUGCGUUGGUGAUCGCUGCGUUCGGGAGCAUCAUUUAGCUGGCACGAAGCGUAUACCUUUCAUGAGCUGUGCCAUGAUAUGUGGCACUUCAAAUAUAUGGCCCAUGCCCACCGGAAAAGUGUCUCUUAGUAGUCGAUCGUUAACAUUCAAAUCAAAUCAGCUGCAGUUCGAUAUAAAGACAGCAUUCAGUGAAGCCGAACAAAUGUUGAACAGUGCGUACGAUGUGUUCCUGUUCGAUCUGAAAUCACUAGAGGAACAACACACUCGCACCAGCAGCCAAUCUAAUGAUGUAGAAAAAAACAAAAACAAAAACAAAAACAAUCAACAAAUCAAUGGCGAAAAGUCGGCCGAUGAUAAUGGCCAGAAGGCAGAUAGUGCAAAAAUGAAAGUAGAUGAAAAUGCAAAUCAGAGCUGUGAUAUUAAUAAAUUUAUUAUAAAUGCCGAGAUUCAAACGAUGGGAGACGUUUUUUUACAUAUGGAUGUGGAUGAAAGUUACGAACUAAAUGUGACAAAUACCAAUGGAAACAUAAUACAUAUUCAGUUAAAAGCGAAAUCAUUUUUCGGCGCUCGACAUGGUCUAUCAACGUUGCAGCAAUUGAUUUGGUUCGACGACGAAGACAAUCUACUUAGAAUCAUGAGCACCGCGCAUGUUAUCGAUGAACCGAAAUUCAAAUAUCGUGGUUUUAUGCUGGAUACAUCACGAAACUAUUUCUCGGUUGAAACAAUAAAGAGAACUAUUGUUGGCAUGGCACAUGCUAAACUCAAUCGAUUCCACUGGCACAUAACCGAUUCACAAAGUUUUCCGUACAUGUCAAAAGCAUAUCCACAGUUGGCCAAAUACGGAGCAUAUUCGUCUAAGGAGAUUUACACAGCCGAUGAUAUUAAACAUAUAACCGACUUUGCACGUAUUCGGGGCAUUCAAAUCAUACCGGAAAUUGAUGCGCCUGCACAUGUUGGAAAUGGUUGGGAUUGGGGACCAAAAUAUGGAAUGGGUGAGCUCGCCAUGUGUAUUAAUCAACAACCGUGGAGUUUCUAUUGCGGUGAACCACCAUGCGGACAACUCAACCCUAAAAACAAUCAUACGUACACGAUUCUUGAGAAAUUGUAUAAUGAAUUGAUUGAAUCGACUGGAUCAACUGAUGUCUUCCAUCUUGGAGGUGAUGAGGUCAAUUUGGAAUGCUGGAGCCAGUAUUUCAAUGACACCGAUUUGCGUUCGCUGUGGUGUGAUUUCAUGCUACAGGCAUAUCAAAAAUUGAAAAAAGCCAACAAAAAUACUGCGCCAAAGUUUGUUCUUGUAUGGUCGAGCGGUUUGACCAAUUCGCAAUGUUUAUCACGGCACAAUUUUGCAGUUCAAGUGUGGGGUGGUAGUACGUGGCAAGAGAAUUAUGACUUGAUUAUGAAUGGAUUCAAUGUGAUAAUAUCACACGUUGAUGCAUGGUAUUUAGACUGUGGAUUUGGUAGCUGGCGAUCGACUGGUGAAGGUGCAUGUUCACCAUACACAACAUGGCAACGCGUAUACAAGCAUCGUCCUUGGAACCGCAUGCACUUAGAUCCCAUCAAAAUGAAACAGGUGCUUGGGGGUGAAGCUUGCUUGUGGACUGAACAAGUGGACGAAAGCAAUGUAGAUGCUCGUAUUUGGCCAAGAACUGCAGCUCUCGCUGAAAGGUUAUGGUCGGAUCCAAGUGAUAGCACCGAUUUAGAUUUGGUUCCAAAAGAAACAUUUAGCCGCCUCUCAAUAUUUCGUUCUCGAUUGGUUGAGUACGGCUUAGAAGCAGAACCAUUGUUUCCGAAAUAUUGUGCCCAAAACCAAGAUGAAUGCUUGUGAUUUUAAUAGUUUUUCAUUUGUGCGUUGCGUUCAAAUCAUAAAUCCAUCAAUGUCCGUUAUUCAUUCAUAGCGACACAAACGUUCGAAGCUAGUUAUUUGUUUUUUGUUAUUAAAACUGAUUGGAGGCACUAGAUGCAAAGCGAUAUAUGCGAUAAAAUUAACUUAAGCGCCAUUAAAAAAUAUUUUGAAAGAAAAACACACACACACACAAAAUUACUGCAGCAUACUAUGCAGUUUGAUAAUGACUUGAUGAUUGGGUGAGAGCAGAGAAUGAGUAGAUGUGUAGCAAUACUCUUCACAAAGGAAAGUUAAUUCGCAUUGAUUUACUAUUGCGUUUAAUAACGCGCAAAUUGGCAGAGAAGCAUUAGCUGACGCCUGUGCGUACAUGAUUGAAUGCAAACCAUCCAUUCAUAGUGUAUUUAUGUGAACAUGCUCACAGACAGACAGACAAACAAACUUCAAAUCUUUAAAUAUGAAAUUUCAGUCAGCUAUGAUAAACCGUUUGGUCUUUGUAAGCAUGACCUAUGGCUACUACGAAGAAGUACGACAUUAUAUCUUACGCGAGGCGCCGCAAACAAAAUCACACUUCAGCUUACCGAAUAAUGGGAUUUCACGUGAUAUAUCGAGGGAACUGCAUAGACGAUGUUUCGGUAACUAACAAAUCGCUAAAUCAAGUGAAAUGCUCCAUGUACACAUGUGAAAAAGACUUAGGGCACCAGAUGUGUAACGAAAAUUGUAUUUUUUCAUGAAAUUUUAGUCUUUUUGAUUUUACACUAUGCACAGACCGAACAGCUUAUCAUAGCUGGUAGAAAUUGCAUUUUCAGAGAGAUUUGAAGAAAUGUAUUAGUAAUAUUCCACCCAAUUGUUACGUCAUUGUCGAACUACCUAGUAUUUCCCUCCAAAACUAUUAUUAUUUCUAUGUUCCAUCCGACAUGUAAAAUAGGAAAAAAGGUCAACCAAAUUUACUGUCAAUUUCGAAUCAUUCUUCUCUUAACUAAUAUUGUAUCAGUAUUUUUUUUUCGUUUGCAUAAUCGAAAGUCCCAUUUUCCGUUUCGGAAUUUACGUCCACAUACAUUACUAAGGUUUUUGUGACUUUGAUUUUCUCUUCGAAACAUAUUCCGUUACGUGCAAUCACUUAAUGGGUAUUUUAAAGGCAUUUUUUAAAGCCAAAAUGUUUAUUGCUAACUCAAAUCUAUUUAUUUCCUUUUUUGUUCUUCGUUUUGUUGAGAGAAAAAAAAAACAAUCAACUUUUAUCGUUUAUAUCUUUUUUGUGUAAAUGUUAAAAUGAAAUUCUGCCAAGAUUUUUCGCAAACAAGGUAACGAAUUACAAAUAAAUGUAAAACUAAUGAAACGUUUAGUGGAAAUUUGUUAAAGAAAAUUUGUUUACGAUACAAAUUAAGGAUUACCUUUUUCUCACUUAAAACAAUAACAAUAUAUCAUUAGUCUUAGUUUUAUGAUUCGUUAGAUGUAAUUGUAAAUUUUGUUAUCGGUUUAGAAUUUCAUACAAUUCUUUAUAGCACUGGUACGACAAAUCUCUGACGUUUUCCGCGAGAAAUUCCUUGAUGUAAUUUUUUGUAAAUUUUUGUUUUGAUGAAAACAAAAACAAAAACAAGGAAACAAAUACAAAAAAAAAAACAUUUUUUUCUUGCAUCGAAAUUUGCCAGUGUAAUAAAAAAAUGAUUGUUCGAAUUAUUAUUAAAUAAUACGGUUCAAAUGCUAUAUGCAGCCAAAUAAAUAGCAUUCUAACGGGUGCAGACAUUUUGUAUUCAAAUCAAAAUUAUUACCAAUCAACAAAAUGUUUCAUGUAGCAAAGAUUUUUUCGACAAAAAAACAAUCCAGUUGUGGGAAAUAUAAACAAAAACAACAUCAAAAACGCAAAAUAAACCAGACUUAAAUUCAAA
Messenger RNA from Sitodiplosis mosellana (orange wheat blossom midge), 4872 nucleotides. Its product is annotated as probable beta-hexosaminidase fdl. Gene Ontology annotation, biological process: ganglioside catabolic process; glycosaminoglycan metabolic process; carbohydrate metabolic process. Lineage: Eukaryota; Metazoa; Arthropoda; Insecta; Diptera; Cecidomyiidae. The transcript has 11 exons. Gene Ontology annotation, cellular component: membrane. The record is from RefSeq and is a predicted model, not a curated record. Bases 968 to 2971 code for a protein of 667 amino acids. Gene Ontology annotation, molecular function: beta-N-acetylhexosaminidase activity.